AUGGAGUUACUAGCAGCAUAUAUCGUAGCUGUACUGAUAGUUCACCAUGCUGGCUGUUCCCCCUGUAAACCAGAUCUGGACCAGGUUUGCUCCUGUCAGCAGGGACAGCUGAACAGUCAGUGGACAUGUACAGUGUGCGCAUGCUCACACGAUGGGAACUUCGGCAAAUGCACAACGUCGCGAUGGUUGAACAUCAGCACAACCUGGAUAGGAGAAGAGAGUAGUGGUUCCUCUACUGUGGACUUUGCUGAGAACAUGUUUGACGGCGACUCUGCUACAGUUUGGGAGCCUCUGGACCAGCCAGAGGGUUAUGAACAUUGGGUGAUAGUGGAUCUACAGACUAGCUUCAGGAUUCACAGAGCGACCAUCGCUAAUAAUGGUGAUGUUGUCCAUGAUGUUGUCAGCUUUGUCAUGGAAAGCUCUACCACCAGUCCCUAUGUGUGGGAGACUGCCUACAGCUCAGCAGAGGUUUUAUCUGGGAUCCCCAUGCCUCAGUAUUUCUCACCUGAGUUUGUUGGUCGCUACCUGAGGCUCAAAGUCAACACGCAGAGUGGAGUCAGACCUUCUCUUAGGGAAGUGUCUCUCUAUGGGAAAGAGAAUACCGGCGACCCUGACUCAUUACCAUGUCCUGCUCUGAACACCGGCUGCAUCAUUAGCGACACGGCUGGAGAAACAGCGCCUCCUGGUGACCAGGACUGUUAUGUCACCGCCAACAUUCACGAAGGACUACGAAGUACUGCAGAUCCACUGCAAGUACAUCGUUCUGCAAAUGUUCACUUGCACGGUGAUCUCUUGGUUGACUGUUAUGAGGACCAUGAGCUGGAGGUAUUUUGGACAGUGAGAGAACACAACCAGGCAACUCCAGAAGACGCGAUGGAUGAGAUCCUGCCUCAAGGCACGACAAGAAACAACGUUCUUCUCUCCAUAGCACCAAAAACUCUGCCUCUCGGAGUGCACAUGGUGCAGGCUGCAGGAUACUACACCGUACGGCUAACAGACCGCCAUGCUGCUGACUGCGGUGAUCUGACCAGGGUUGCGGAGUGGCGUUUUCACGUCAACCCUCUGCCAGCGCCCCCUAGCGGAGACGGCGUGUCCGCGGACCCUGUGUGUACCCUGCUACCGGCGGACGGAGUAUCUCUGAUCGAUCAGUUCUGCGUCACGUGUCCUGAGUUCCUUGAUAUCUUGGGUCCGUUGGAAUUAUCGAUACGGUUCCAGCUGACGCCGGCGGGGGAACUCGCCACGGCGACUUUUCCCGGAGACGGUCCGGACGAGGACACCAGGAUCUUCCUCACGGCUUCAUCACGGGUCUGGGUUGGAUACACACGUCUGUUUGACCUCGCUGUCGGCAGUAUCCGGUUGUUUGUACGCGCUGACUCGGUGGACGGACGAUUUUUUGAGGUCGGGCUGGCACCAAUAGAGUUUCUGGAGUCGAACGUUAACCCUUACGAGUACUCCAACAACUCCCGUGAGAUCGGCACAGACGUCACAGGUCUAGGGGUGAAGUGUGGGAACCGGACUCUUCCGGUUUCCGGUCUAACCGAUCCCGUCGACAUUUUGACCAGAAGAUCUGAGAACAACAGUCUUGCAGAACUGAUGUAUGUGUUUGAAGCAUCGGAACCACGUGGGAACAUGGCGAUUUUUCAGUUCUUCGUGAGGAAAAAUCACUCUGCAUUAAGCAUAGAGCUGGACUUCCCAAGCCUGGACCUGGACUUCAACAAUACCCUCUUUCCGCCUGACGUUACCAUGUUACUCCGCAAGGAGGCGCCACCAACACCAGAGGAGUACGACUGGACUGCGACGCUGCCCGUUCCUGAUGAGCAGAUAGUUGGUCUGAUGUCUAACACCAGCCACAUCCACUGCCGCUGCUACCAUCUGACCAAGUUUAGCGGCUUUGUUGCGCCGAACCCUCUCAACAUCGCAGAGGCUCUGUCAGCCAACGUUCUGGAGAACCCAUCAGGACUGGUCCUGGUCCUGACUGUGUUUGGAGCCUACCUUGUGGGCAUUGUUUGGGCCAGGAAGUCUGACAGGAGGGAUGUAGUGAAGGCUGGGAUUGGGAUCCUGCCUGGCCACAGACUCAACCCCAGACAGGACUGUCAGUACCUCAUUACUGUUUACACUGGCUUCAAGGGAAAAGCUGGGACAACCGCAGAGGUAACUAUUGUCCUGUACAGCCAAGACCACGAAAGCCGUCCCUUCAGGCUCAGUGAUGAGAAGAGGAUUCUGUUUGAGAGAGGCAGCGUGGAUUCCUUCCUCGUGUCGACAUCUCAGCCGCUGGGGGCCUUACGCUUCGUCCGUGUGUGGCACAACAACGGAGGGUACAGUCCGGGAUGGUUCUUGAGCCAGAUUGUAGUGACAAACCGGGGAGACAACACACCGAACUUCUUCGUUUGUAACAGAUGGUUUGCUCUAGACAGAGAUGACGGUCAGAUCAGUCGAGUCCUUAUUGAAGCUGAUCCAGUCGAGAUGAAGAAAUUCCGCAACUUGUUCCUGGCCAAAAGUUCAAGGGACAUGAGUGAUGGUCACCUGUGGUUCUCCGUGGCAGGCCGCCCGGCCCGGAGUCCCUUCACCCGAGUCCAGCGCCUGUCCUGCUGCCUGACCCUGCUCUACAGCACCAUGGUCACCAACAUCAUGUUCUUCGGCCGCGGGGACGACUUCGACCCGCCUGAGCCAAUCAGGAUAGGCGGCAUAGAGAUGGACCCACCCAUUUCCCUUCCACAGAUUAUGAUAGGUCUACAGAGCGCUGCCAUCAUCAUGCCUGUCAACUUGAUCAUCGUCUUCUUGUUUCGAAACUCUUGUUCCACUUCGUCUGUUAAAAAUGAGAAGACAGCAUCAAGGAAUAAUUUGUGUUUGAAAAGCCUGACGAAAUGUUUGCCUCACAAGAAACAGAUUGACAAAGAAGCAACAAAGAAACAGACUGAGCCUCUGCCGCUGUGGCACCGCAAAGAGAAUGAUACGGUGCAGAAAAGCCAAAGUCGUGAUUAUUCUGAGAAAGUCUGCAUACAACCGAUUAAUCUGUCUUUUGAUGACUCAAUGGCGAAAAUCGAUGCCAGCAAUGUGACAAAUCCAGAGGAUGUUGAAUCAACACAAAACUCUUCACUUUCUUCGUGGUCUGUGUACAUAGGCUGGCUGCUAGUCUGGACGGCGAGUUUUGUGGCGGCGUUCUUCACCGUCCUGUACAGCCUGAGUUUCGGACGUGCGAAGGCGGAGGCGUGGCUCUUCACCUUCCUGACAUCAUUCCUGACCGACCUGUUUCUCAUACAACCCUUCAAACUGAUGCUGGUGGCUGUGCUGUUUGCUUUGCUAGCAAAGAAACCAGUAGAAGAUGAAGACCCUGUCCCAGCUCCGCUGUAUCAGGAUGAAGAAUAUCUAGAGGAAAACACACAACAGGUGGUGAGAAAUGAUACAAGACUGUGGCGUACGGCUACCGGAUGGGCUCGAUAUUUUUGGACAGAGGAAUCUAACGUGCAAGACCAACGCAAUGAAAAGACUCAAGAAAUGGCCCACUCCAGUUCACCACUAGAUGAAGCUGAUCUGGCCAAACAACGGGCUCAGAGUUUAGAACGCAGUAAGAGGCGGAAACAGGUCCUAGAAGUGUUAACGUUUGGACUUUUCGUGACAGUGAUCAUGCUGACAUCAUACAGCGAAAGAAGUCCCAUGGCUUUCUAUGUAACUAAGAAUGCGCAGCAGCUACUCUUGAAGAGCGGCAACGUUGGGUUUUCUGAGAUAAAAGACAUUCCAUCGUUCUGGACUUGGGUGACAACUGGGUUAAUUCCUGCCAUCCAUGCAGCUCAGUGGUACAACGGUAGGUACUCUAAGGAGGCUGCGAUUCUGCAGGACAUGUUAACUCAUCCACUGGGUACAGUACAGCUUCGGCAAGUGCGGCUGACUCCCGGGAAACAUUGUGAACCCCCCAAACAAAUAGCAAGUCUGGUACCUCACUGUACUGUUGCGUACUCCCUUGAUGCUUCGGAUACACGGAACUACACAGAAAACUGGAACAAAACUUCUAACAUCACAGACAAUCUUUUUUGUACGUCAACACCAAUCGUCAACGUUAACAAUGCAACCGACUCACCCUGGGACUAUAAAUGUUUGGAAGGAAGCAACCCAUGGAGUUACACAUUCGCUUCUGUCACUGAUGGUUUUCCUUACUUUGGAAAGCAGGGCAUCUAUUUGUCCGGUGGUUACGUAACGUCCCUGGGUAGUACACAGCAGACAAGUUUAACUCGCGCGGCUUACCUUCAGCAACAUGGGUGGCUAGACGAAAAGACCCGGGCUGUUUUCAUCGAACUCACCCUUUACAACCCGCACGUCAACCUGUUCUCUGUGGUUUCCAUAGCAACGGAGUUCACCAGUCUUGGGACGGUUUACAAGGGAUCAGAGGUCGUGACCUUGAGACUUAUCCAACACGACGCCAUCUUGCUUCUUGUUCUCAGAGGAUGCCUUGGAAUUUUUAUUCUCUUCUUCAUGAUUCGGGAGGGUAAGGCGCUUUUCUCUCGACCUCUUGAGUACCUGACGGAGUUCUGGAGUUGGGUCGAGCUUCUUGUCAUCGCAGUAGGCUUCAUUGCUCUUGGCGUCUACUUCCACACACAAAGCAUCAUCGACGACAUCGCGAUACAGCGAGCGGCCGGAAACGCAGGUUUUGACGGGUACAAGAGCGCAGUUGGCUGGUACCAGGUCUACACCUACCUUCUGGGACUUCUCAUCUGCGGCGCUACCCUGAAGUUUGUCCGGAUUCUCCGCUUCAACUCUCACGUGUACGCCUUGUCUAUGACCAUGAGACGAUCCCUCAAACCUGUAGCGCUGUUCAUGCUCACGGCCGGAAUCCUCAUCAUGGCUUUUACACAGAUGGCGAAUCUGACUUUCGGUGUGAAGCUUGCGGGGUACAGGAACAUAACUUCCAGUCUGCAAAGCCUUCUGUUCAUGAUGCUGGGAAGUUUUGACUUCGAGGCGUUGGGACAGGGACACAACUUUUUAGGACCCCUGAUGUUUUUCACAUACCAGUGCACGAUGCAGUUUUUCUUGCUCAGUAUGUUCAUGGCUAUCAUUAUGGAUGUGUACGCAGAAGAGACACAAUCCACAAACACAGAGGAGCUUAACUUAAAUACCUUUGUGAAAGAAUCUGCUUUAAGAACAUUGAAGAAAGUUCAGGACAGAAAUUCUCAUAAUAUCGACGUGAAAAGGAACAUAUCGAGUAAAGACAAUGGAAUAUUGGCGGAUAUACUUGUGAAAAUAGACCGCAUGGUAGACAAUCUUGACAACGGUGUUUAUGACUAG
This is a messenger RNA of Branchiostoma belcheri (Belcher's lancelet), 5277 nucleotides long. RefSeq names its product polycystic kidney disease protein 1-like 2. The transcript is spliced from 28 exons. Gene Ontology annotation, biological process: detection of mechanical stimulus. The coding region runs from base 1 to 5277 and encodes 1758 amino acids. Gene Ontology annotation, molecular function: calcium channel activity; protein binding; calcium ion binding. The record is from RefSeq and is a predicted model, not a curated record. Gene Ontology annotation, cellular component: membrane. Lineage: Eukaryota; Metazoa; Chordata; Leptocardii; Amphioxiformes; Branchiostomatidae.